This is a messenger RNA of Coregonus sp. 'balchen', 223 nucleotides long. Lineage: Eukaryota; Metazoa; Chordata; Actinopteri; Salmoniformes; Salmonidae. The record is from the annotation of a GenBank genome assembly.
AUGAAGAGGGGCGCAGAGAUUGAGUUUGGGACAGCAAUGGAAUACUCAAGGAUUAUGAAAGUAAACUACUCACCCUGUGGACUAGUUAUCCACCCCGAUGCCCUUUGACUUGGUGCCUCCCCCCGAUGGGCUUGUUUUCGAUCCCACAGAACAUCCACCUUUUGGGUUGGUAGAAAUCAAGUGCCCCAACGUGAAGAACUAUGUUGAUUGCAAAUAUUUGUAA